AUGACACAUGGAGAAUGGCACAGGAGAGUGAUUCAGGAAAGGCAGACAUGGAGGUGGACAGGAACAGAGAAGGACAGAAGGAAUGAGACCAUAGAGAUGAGGAAAGAGGAGGAAGGAGUGGUGGAGAAAGGAAAGAAGACAAACUCUAAAUGGUACACUGUGACAUGCGUCUUUUCUCUAGCUUCUGUCCUAAAACGCUGGAAGUUGAACUGGUGUGACCUUUGGAUAGAUGGGAGUCUUUGCUUCUAUAAGACCGACAGCAGGCGAGACCUGGAGCAUCGCAUCAGCCUCAAGACAGCAUGCAUAGAUGUCAGAUCUGGCCUGGAAUGUGAAGGUGCGACUCCACCAGAGAGUAAUCCCAGGGAGAAUCUCAUUGUGGUUCAGCUCGCAAGCGGCUCGUCAGUCAACCUGUGUGCCAACAGCGAGGAUGAAUCCAUAGCGUGGAAACUGACUCUGCUUGACACCAGGAGAAACCCGGUGUUCACGUACGACCCAUACGAUGACUCCUACCAAGCUGUCCCUAUCAACAGCCACCAUACUGUCUACAUCACACCUGGAGCGGGACCAGGAACCCACCAGGUGGUUGUUCAAAGGGACCCAUUUGAUGGAGUGGCGGAGCAUCUAGCACUGGGAUUACUGGCAGGCAUGGCAGCAGGAACAGCCAUGCGAUCCUUCCUUUGGAUGCCCAUCUUUUUCUGCUGAUGAUCUCCAUUACUGACAUGACAACACCUUGCACGGCAUGUUUGUCACCACGGACUGGGAGCCUGACAUGAGCAUGUGUAGAAAGCCCCCACCCCAUCUCCCAUGUAGCAUCUCUUUUCAAAUCACGUCUGCUGGAACAAACUGCUGAUCUAUCGGUUGUUAUGUUUUUAUUCAUAUGUGCAUGUUUGCGUAUAAGACUUAAGAAGCUGAAAAGCACUAUGUAUUUAUGUGUUAUUCCUGCUUGUAUAGCACAUGGAAUCUACUCAUGAGCAUUUGCAAACGCCAUGAAGUCAAUUUUGUAUCUGAAUGUUCUUUAAUCUGCUGCCUGAAUUUUACACCUAAGAGAUUGGUAAAAGUGUAGCACGUACUUGGAAAUAAAUUGAUGUAUUAAAAUAUAAUUAGGGAUGGCAAUCUAAAAUCAUUGUUUGGUUGCAUACAACUAAUAAACCAUGAAUAUAA
Messenger RNA from Perca fluviatilis (European perch), 1161 nucleotides. It is a transcript of the gene plekhb1, whose product is annotated as pleckstrin homology domain containing B1. Gene Ontology annotation, biological process: regulation of cell differentiation. The record is from RefSeq and is a predicted model, not a curated record. The transcript is spliced from 6 exons. Gene Ontology annotation, cellular component: membrane. NCBI's taxonomy places the organism in Eukaryota, Metazoa, Chordata, Actinopteri, Perciformes, Percidae. The coding region runs from base 1 to 702 and encodes 233 amino acids.